This is a messenger RNA of Elephantulus edwardii (Cape elephant shrew), 1017 nucleotides long. RefSeq names its product choline kinase alpha (gene CHKA). Gene Ontology annotation, molecular function: choline kinase activity; ethanolamine kinase activity. Lineage: Eukaryota; Metazoa; Chordata; Mammalia; Macroscelidea; Macroscelididae. The coding region runs from base 13 to 1017 and encodes 334 amino acids. Gene Ontology annotation, cellular component: cytoplasm. The transcript has 11 exons. The record is from RefSeq and is a predicted model, not a curated record. Gene Ontology annotation, biological process: CDP-choline pathway; phosphatidylethanolamine biosynthetic process.
GGCCUCAGUAACAUGCUGUUCCAGUGUUCCCUGCCUGACACCAUGGCAGCUGUGGGCGACGAGCCUCGGACGGUGCUGCUUCGGCUGUACGGGGCCAUCCUGCAGAUGCAGUCCUGUAACAAAGAGGGAUCCGAACAAGCUCAGAAAGAAAAUGAAUUUCAAGGGGCUGAGGCCAUGGUUCUGGAAAGUGUGAUGUUUGCCAUUCUUGCUGAGAGGGCGCUGGGCCCCAAACUCUACGGGAUCUUCCCCCAAGGCCGCCUGGAGCAGUUCAUUCCGAGCCGACGAUUAGAAACGGAAGAAUUAAGUGUGCCAGAUAUUUCUGCAGAUAUUGCUAAGAAGAUGGCCAUUUUUCAUGGUAUGAAAAUGCCAUUCAAUAAGGAACCCAAGUGGCUCUUUGGCACAAUGGAAAAAUACUUAGAUCAAGUGCUGAAAAUGAAAUUUACCGGCGACUCUAGAACGAAGCUCCACAGGCUGCUCAGAUACAACCUGCCGUCGGAGAUGGAGAGCCUGAGGUCGCUGCUGGAAUCCACCGCGUCCCCAGUUGUUUUCUGCCAUAAUGACUGUCAGGAAGGUAACAUCUUACUGCUGGACGACCAAGAGGGCUCAGGGAAGCAGAAGCUGAUGCUCAUCGACUUUGAAUACAGCAGCUACAAUUACAGGGGAUUCGACAUUGGGAACCAUUUCUGUGAAUGGAUGUAUGACUAUACCUAUGAAAAAUACCCUUUCUUCAGAGCCAGCAUCCUCAAGUACCCCACCAAGAAACAGCAGCUCCAUUUUUUUUCCCAUUACUUGGCUGCCUUCCAAAAUGAAUUUGAAAACCUCAGUAAUGAAGAAAAGUCCGUUAUAGAAGAAGAAAUGCUGCUUGAAGUCAACAGGUUCGCCCUUGCCUCCCAUUUCUUCUGGGGACUGUGGUCCAUCGUGCAGGCCAAGAUUUCAUCGAUUGAAUUUGGCUACAUGGACUAUGCCCAGGCAAGGUUCGAUGCCUACUUUGACCAGAAGAGGAAGCUCGGGGUGUGA